AUGGAGGCUCACGACGUCGGCUAGGGAUCCACGAUCGCACAGUCAGCUGCUUAAGGUCCGGUUGGCCAGUCGCAGCCAGCGAAUAGUUCUUCUCAAGGUAGACGGGUGUAGCAGCCAGGUACCACGAUGGCGGACGACGAGAGAAAACGUCUCGAGGAUGAAAAGAAGAGGAAACAGGCGGAGACGGACAGAAAGAGGGCGGAGGUCCGCGCCCGUCUCGAAGAGGCUUCCAAAGCCAAGAAGGCGAAGAAGGGUUUCAUGACCCCUGACAGGAAGAAGAAGCUUAGGUUGUUGCUGCGCAAGAAAGCCGCCGAGGAGUUGAAGAAGGAACAAGAGAGAAAGGCGGCCGAGAGGAGGCGCAUCAUCGAGGAGCGUUGCGGAAAGCCGAAGAACGUCGACGACGCUAGCGAAGAAUCCCUGAAGCGCGUGCUGCGCGAGUACCACAAUAGGAUCACAGCAUUGGAGGAUCAAAAAUUCGACCUCGAAUAUGUUGUUAAGAAGAAGGAUUACGAGAUCGCCGACUUGAACAGCCAGGUGAACGACCUCCGAGGUAAAUUCAUGAAACCAACACUGAAGAAAGUGUCCAAGUACGAGAACAAGUUCGCCAAGCUCCAGAAGAAAGCGGCCGAGUUCAACUUCCGUAACCAGCUUAAACAGGUCAAGAAGAAGGAAUUCACCCUCGAGGAGGAAGACAAGGAGAACGCGUCAAAAGAUAAGAAGAAGCCCGACUGGUCGAAGAAAGGCGAGGAAAAGAAGGAGGAACCAGCUCCACCACCCGAACCUCCACAACCAACGCCAUCACCGACACCCGCGCCACCAGAAGCCGCUCCAACGCCAUCGCCAGAACCCCCAACGCCAUCGCCAACGCCAUCGCCGGUACCUCCCGCAGAGCCAGCUCCUCCAUCGGAACCUGCUCCACCCGCGGAAGGGGCAGCACCGCCACCACCCCCACCAGAAGGUGCACCUGCAGAAGGGGCAGCACCACCAGCGGAAGGGGCGCCGCCAGCUGCUCCUGCGGAGGGAGCAGCGCCACCAGCGGAGGGCGCGCCGGCCGCACCUCCCGCCGAGGGGGCACCUCCCGCUCAAAGCGCGCCCCCUGCCGAGGGUGCGCCUCCUGCCGAGGGCGCACCGCCACCGCCGGAGGGGGCACCGCCAGCGGAAGGUGCGCCACCUGCGGAAGGUGCGCCGCCCGCCCAACCUGCGCCGCCCGCGGAAGGGGCGCCCGCACCACCACCGACUGAAGGCGCGGCACCACCAGCGGAAGGUGCACCAGCACCGCCACCACCAGCGGAAGGAACCCCGGCACCACCUCCGGCCGAAGGUGCGGCGCCUCCUGCGGAGGCAGCGCCACCUGCAGCGCCAGCCGAGGCUGCCCCAGCUGCGCCCCCGGCGGAAGCUGCGCCGGCACCCCCGCCCGCCGAAGCUAAGGUAAUAUUACUUUUGAAAGUUACACUGAACGUCAGCCCCGUCAUUCGUCCAGUAAUUCGUGGUUCGAAGUUCAUCACAUACGCACCGGCAUCGUAACUUCGUCAAAGUUGAAACGGACGUUGAAUGGUCACCUCGCUACACGAUUACCAUUCGUUGCAUCGUCCGAAUUUGCAUGAAACGUGCACACGGAUAAGCUAGAGUACGGAUAUUACAAACGUAUAUGCGUCGAGCCGUAUCAUACUCGACGCAUCACGGUUCAUGCGUUGCCUUGUCAUCGUCGUCAUCACCGUCAUCAUCAUCGUCAUCGUCGUAACCAUUAUUUUCGUCCCGUAUACGCGUCACUUUCAACGUCACGGUAUUCGUCAGUCAUGCGUAUCUCGAAGAAUGAAAGCUAGGCAGAGCGAGAAAGAUAACAGUGUUGUAUAUCGAGGGGGAGGGGGAGGAAAGAAGAAAGAAAAGGGGAUGUUGUUUGUCAUUGACGUGUUUUUUUUCUUUUUUUUUUUUUUUUUUUUUUUUUUUUUUUUUUUUCUUCUACAAACUCAAUCGAGAGUAUCAUCACUGGGUGCCUGGAAAAUUUUCCACUCUUGUCUCCGCCUAAUAACAAUAGGAGGAAUAUAAAUAAAGCCGUGUUGCUCUACGAGGGGUGGAAGUGGUCAUAAGCCGUUAAUCGUCAAGGCUCAUGUUCCUACUACUGAAUUUUCUAUCGAUUGAAAUCGAACGAGAAUUAACACGAGAUAAAUAUAUGCAAGUUAUAUCGCGAUAUUUUUAUGUAAAUAAUAAUAUAAUACGAUACGACGCGUUUUAUUCGAAGAUUAAUGCAAAUGUUUUAUCAACACUUCCUUACACGAGUUGAUUGGAUUUCGUAAUAAAAAAUCUUUUUUCUGCGAUCA
This is a messenger RNA of Apis laboriosa (Himalayan honeybee), 2318 nucleotides long. It is a transcript of the gene wupA, whose product is annotated as troponin I-like. The transcript has 15 exons. Bases 127 to 1524 code for a protein of 465 amino acids. NCBI's taxonomy places the organism in Eukaryota, Metazoa, Arthropoda, Insecta, Hymenoptera, Apidae. Gene Ontology annotation, cellular component: troponin complex. Gene Ontology annotation, biological process: muscle contraction. The record is from RefSeq and is a predicted model, not a curated record.